GCUUAGGGAGUGCGAAAUAAUCGAUAACGGCUUUUGAUGAACACAGAAAAAUAAAAAUAAAAACAGCCAAAAAGCAAAGAUUUUUAAGAUGAAUACGCUCACCGAUAAAGUUCUGUUGACCAAGGAGGCGCUAGCGUUGGCCCUGGGUGAUAACUGGGAGCGCUACCGGGCGAAUAUGAAAAACUGGUUCCGCAACCGCUGGACCAAAGAGGAAUUCGAUUGCGAAUCUCGAAAAAUUAUGACGCCAGACAAACUGCAUCUGCACAAUCAAUUCCUGCUGGCGUUGCUCAACAAAAUCGAUGCGUUUGCGCCUCCCGAAACCAUUGUCAGUCUGCAGUCAACGUGCCCCACGGGCAAUGUAAGUGGCAGUGGCGGCAGCACCAGCCGCAAGCGGAAGCGCAGCUCGCGCACCUUUGCCUAUCGCAAUCACUUUGAGCUGUGUGAUGUGCUCGAGUUCGUCAAGGAGGACAAUAUGCAGCUGAUACGCCCGCCCACGCUGGCCGGUGCGGAUCAGGGACUGCAACAGCAGCAGCAGCAACAGCAGCUGCCCAUGCAACGCUAUUGCGCUCAGGAAUUAUUUCUGCCCGACGCUGGCUUCAUUAUGGGUCGUUUUCUCAUUGGCGCCUGGGAAAUCGGUCUAAUCUCAGUGGAUGACAGUGUGGCCGAGUAUGUGGCGAUGGCUGUGCAGGUGCUGCUCAAGGAUCUGCUCGCAGCGAUCAUUAUGAAACGUAAACAUUACAAAACGAGCGGUGAGGGUAACUUUUUCUAUGAUGUGGGCGCCCAGCUGCGAGAUCCUUCGCUGCGCAACACGGUCACCCGCCAGAAGGUGGACGAUACGCCGCUGGAGCACGACAAGGAGCUAAACACGGCCAACUUUAUGCGGCGACAAAACGAUGACAUUGUCUUCCUCUCCGCCUGCGAACAAGUUGCCUCCUGCGAGCGAACUGUGAUUACGCUCAAGGAUUGCCAGCACACGUUUCGCGAUCGCAAUCUUAUCGGCUCCCAUGCCGUCUACUCCAUAAAUAUGGAGCGCCUAAACAUGAUGAUGCACUAAUAUUCAGUUAAUUUAAUUUACUUUAAUUUCUUAUAUUUGUAGUUUAAGUUUGCAAUUAAAAUAUUAGUUCGUUUUAUCUGUAA
Drosophila grimshawi is the source of this 1137-nucleotide messenger RNA. RefSeq names its product transcriptional adapter 1 (gene Ada1-2). Gene Ontology annotation, molecular function: transcription coactivator activity. Lineage: Eukaryota; Metazoa; Arthropoda; Insecta; Diptera; Drosophilidae. Gene Ontology annotation, cellular component: SAGA complex. Gene Ontology annotation, biological process: regulation of transcription by RNA polymerase II. The transcript has 2 exons. Bases 89 to 1054 code for a protein of 321 amino acids. The record is from RefSeq and is a predicted model, not a curated record.